AUGGUCCAGUUCGAUUUCCCCGACAUCAUUAACGAAAUAGUCGAUUCUCUGAACCACAAUGUGCAUACUCUGUAUGAUUUGUCCCUUGUUAAUCGGAGUUGGUGCACAGUGGUAAUUCCCAAGUUAUGGGCAAAUCCAUUCGCCUAUACAUCUAACGCAGGAGGCCGGUCUGCCGAAGCACUUGUUAAAGUUUAUCUUAGUUGUUUACCUUCAUAUCAGAAAAAGAGUAUCAGCAAGUUAAUUGAUAUUCCCGAACGUAAAUUGUCAACCUUUAACUAUCCGUCUUAUCUGAAAAUUCUUCCACUCAAUUCCAUUACCGAUACUCUGUUAUAUGUGAAGACAGGAUCCGACAUGAAGAGAAUAUACGUCGCACUGUUGAAACUCAUUCUUCAAACAAGUCUUGGAUUAAAAGAGGCAAGAUUGUUUGAAUAUAUACCAGCUGAGGCUAUACGAUAUAUAGACUUUCCUAGUAGUGUCAGAUCAAUCAGUCUUGCAACCGGAAUACAGAACACCAAAGCGUUAGUAUUUCUUUCAAAGCAAGUUCACUUGGAAGAACUUUUGAUAUCGUCCACGACACUUACAAAGGUUGAAUGUAUGGCUGAUGAUAUACUGAAACAUAAGAACACUCUGAAAAAAUUAUCAAUACGCUUGGCAAUCUUGCCUAGGAAUAAUUAUCAUGUAAUCUUUAACAUUGCGAGUCAGAUGAAGAGAUUAAAGAAACUUAUUGUUGGAGCAUUAUUUGGCAUCACUUACUGGCAAAUAAAACAGCUUGAGGAGGGUCUAAAAGAAGUUAUGAUUUAUAAAAGUCACACUGAGUUAUCGGUAACAUUCAUUACUCGAGGAAAUUGA
Molecule: messenger RNA, 849 nt
Organism: Paraglomus occultum
Lineage: Eukaryota; Fungi; Glomeromycota; Glomeromycetes; Paraglomerales; Paraglomeraceae
Source: the annotation of a GenBank genome assembly